Molecule: messenger RNA, 6083 nt
Organism: Nerophis ophidion (straightnose pipefish)
Lineage: Eukaryota; Metazoa; Chordata; Actinopteri; Syngnathiformes; Syngnathidae
Gene: lratd2b
Product: LRAT domain containing 2b
Exons: 2
Coding region: 292-1122 (276 amino acids)
Source: RefSeq, a predicted model, not a curated record
CAGUAGUGGCUCAGUGCAGGCUGAGUUUGCUUUAAACCAACAGUGUGGCUGCUAAGCACACACACACUGUUGUCUAGUGCAAACAGGAAGAGAGCGGAGCACACACACUCCAAAGUACCAAUAUUUUGUAUUUACUUAUUGUUUUUGGAGCAGCAGGUGUGUCGAGUCUCACCUGUUGCCGCCGUGUGUCCCCCGACAGGAACAUGCAUCAUCGGCACCACUUUGCACCGAGUUGACCGCUUCCCGGCGUGGUGUAGAGAGCAGGUGGAUCCUGCUCGCCGUCUCACCUUUAUGGGGAACCAGGUGGAGAAACUAACGCACUUGAAUUACGUGGAAGUGCCGACGUCGGAUCCCAACGGCUUCGACCCGGACGAAGAGGGACCGCGCAUCGGCGUCUCCUACAUUUUCUCCAAUGACGCGGACGACGACGACGACGACAACGACGAGCAUUCGGACGCUUUCCCCCCCGAACACCCGCAGGCGACGCACGACGAGAAGCCGUUCGACCCCCGGGACGAGCUGGGGUGCUCGGUGCUCUUCCGGGAGGAGAGCGUGUUCGAGCGGAGCGGCGGCGGCGCCACGCACAGCGCGGAGAGUCUGCUGAACAAGUGCAAGCCGGGGGACCUGCUGGAGUUUGUGGCCACCGGGCAGUACCCGCACUGGGCCGUGUACGUGGGGGACUUCCAGGUGGUCCACCUGCACCGCGCCGAGAUCAAAAACAGCUUCCUCACCGACGUGAGCCAGGGCAAGAAGGGCCGCAUCGUCAACGGUCUGUACCGCUACCGCGCGCUCACGCCGGAGCUCAUCGUGCGCAACGCCGUGGACCAUGUGGGCUCCAGGGACCGGGAACUGUACUGGAGGAACUCCGAGUGCUUCGCCGCCUGGUGCCGCUUUGGGAAGCGCGAGUUCAAGAUCGGCGGGGAGAUUAGGAUCGGAAAGCAGCCAUACAAAUUGAGACUACACUUCUCCGAGAAGAAGGAGCACGUGUUGGAGUUCCAGAGUCUGGAGGAUGUGAUCAUGGAGCGGAGGAGGAACGAGCAGAUAGGGAAGGAUGCUGUGAUGCAGGAACUCGCCAAUCACCUGAACGCAGCACAGGACUUUAAAGAGUCUUAUGGCACCUGAUGCUCGUCAUAGUGCUCUGUGCCGUGCACUUUGACACUACUUUCCACCAGCAAUACACACUCCUGUUAUUUUCCUACCAUUUAGCAGCUUAAAGGCCUAUUGAAAUGAGAUUUUCUUAUUCAAACGGGGAUAGCAGGUCCAUUCUAUGUGUCAUACUUGAUCAUUUUGCGAUAUUGCCAUAUUUUUGCUAAAAGGAUUUAGCAGAGAACAUCGACGAUAAAGUUUGCAACUUUUGGUCGCUAACAGAAAAGCCCUGCCUUUACCGGAAGUCGCAGACGAUGAUGGCUCCUCACACCCUCACAUUGUUUUUAAUGGGAGCCUCCAACAAAAAGAGCUAUUCGGACCGAGAAAACGACAAUUUCCCCAUUAAUUUGAGCAAGGAUGAAAUAUUUGUGUUUGAGGAUAUUGAUAGCAACGGACUAGGAAAAAAAAAGUUUAAAAAAACGCGAUUGCAUUGGGACGGAUUCAGAUGCUUUUAGACACAUUUACUAGGAUAAUUCUGGAAAAUCAUUUAUCUUUCUAUUGUGUUGCUAAUGUUUUAGUGAGUUUAACAGUACCUGAUAGUCGGAGGUGUGUGUCCACGGGUGUCCUGAUGCCAGUGUCUCAGGGGAGUCGACGGCAGCUUUAUGGACGGGGCAAGCUCAGCUGAUCUCCGGUAAGAAGCGACUUUUUAACCACAAUUUUCUCACCGAAACCUGCCGGUUGACAUUCCGUUGUGAUUCACGUUCGCUGAUCUAUAGUAAAUUUUCACCUCCGUGAAUUUUAAACAAGGAAUCACCGUGUGUUUGUGUGGCUAAAGCUUCCCAACUCCAUCUUGCUACUUUGACUUCUCCAAUAUUAAUUGAACAAAUUGCAAAAGAUUCAGCAACACAGAUGUCCAAAAUACUGUGUAAUUAUGCCGUUAAAGCAGACGACAUUUAGCUGUGUGUGUGCGUAGCGCUCAUAUUUCUUAAAAACCCGUGACGUCUUGCGUACACGUCAUCAUUACACAACGUUUUCAAGACAAAACUCCCGGGAAAUUUAAAAUUGCAAUUUAGUAAACUAAAAAGGCUGUAUUGGCAUGUGUUGCAAUGUUAAUAUUUCAUCAUUGAUAUAUAAACUAUGAGACUGCGUUGUGGGUAGUAGUGGGUUUCAGUAGGCCUUUAAUCAUCUGCUUAGCUGGCAGCACUGUGGGACAGGGGUUAGUGCGUGUGCCUCACAAUAUAAAGGUCCUGAGUUCAAUCCCGAGCUCUGGAUCUUUCUGUGUGGAGUUUGCAUGUUCUCCCCGUGACUACCCUCUGGUUUCCUCCCACCUCCAAAAACAUGCACCUGAUUGAUUGGCAACACUUAAUUGGCCCUCGUGUGUGAGUGUGAAAGUUGUCCGCGGUGAGAUGGCGACUUGUCCAGGGUGUAACCAGCCUACCGCAAGACUGCAGCUGAGAUGGGCUCCAGCGACCUCAGAAACAAGCGGUAGAACAUGGAUUGAUCUGCUAAGCUUCAUGUCUAAUGUCUCACGUACACAGGAAUAAAAGCGCCUGAAAGGAGAUAAAAGCCAAAAUGUAAAAUACCCCUGGAUAGUUAUAUUGAUUGCCAAUGUCUGCAUAUAUGAAUGAAAUCAACUCGGGCUGUCAACCUUAAUAAAUAACUCAUGUGAUUAAUUACAAUUUUUUUUUGCAUCAAUUAUGAACAUACCAGGAUUAAUUAUGCUAUUUAUUGUGACCAGACAAGCUCUUUUAACUAAGGUUGAUAGGCAACACUAAAUCGGCCCUAUAUUUGUGAAUGUUGUCUGUCUGAGUUGGCCCUGCGACUUGUCCAGAGUGUACACUGCCUUCCGCCCGGAAGCUCUUUUACUUAGUGUUAAGAUCGAUGCGUACAAACAUGAGUAAGGACACUCCGACUGUUGUGCUCACUGGCAAAUUUCACUCCAAAAUGCAGCCUCAAUCAGGGGUGUCAAAUUAAUUUUACAAUCAGGGGCUACAUUGAGGAAAAUCUACUCCCAAGUGGGCUGGACUGAUAUAAUCACGGCACGAUAACCUAAAAAUAAAGACAACUUCAAAAUUGUUUUCUUUGUUUAAAAAUACAACAAACACAUUUUGAAAUUGUACAAAUCAUAAUGAUUUUUUACACGUACAUGUUGCGGUUGGUAAUAUUCUAUCUUCAUUUGUCGUUAUUUAUAUUUUCUGAAUAAAAUGUGAUAAUGUUCAUUAGUAAACUCUUUGAUGUUAAUUUUCAAUCUAUCAAGUUAAAAAAAUUAUAUCAAAAUUAAAUUAACGUAUAUUUAUGUACAAACCCCGUUUCCAUAUGAGUUGGGAAAUUGUGUUAGAUGUAAAUAUAAACGGAAUACAAUGAUUUGCAAAUCCUUUUCAACCCAUAUUCAAUUAAAUGCACUACAAAGACAAUAUAUUUGAUGUUCAAACUCAUAAACUUUAUUUUUUUGGGCAAAUGAUAAUUAACUUUGAAUUUCAUGGCUGCAACACAUGCCAAAGUAGUUGGGAAAGGAUAUGUUCACCACUGUGUUACAUCACCUUUUCUUUUAACAACACUCAAUAAACGUUUGGGAACUGAGGAAACUAAUUGUUGAAGCUUUGAAAGUGGAAUUCUUUCCCAUUCUUGUUUUAUGUUGAGCUUCAAUUGUUCCAACAGUCCGGGGUCUCCGCUGUCGUAUUUUACGCUUCAUAAUGCGCCACACAUUUUCGAUGGGAGACAGAUCUGGACUGCAGGCGGGCCAGGAAAGUACCCGCACUCUUUUUUUACAAAGCCACGCUGUGGUAACACGUGCUGAAUGUGGCUUGGCAUUGUCUUGCUGAAAUAAGCAGGGACGUCCAUGAAAAAGACGGUACUUAGCAGCAUAUGUUGUUCCAAAACCUGUAUGUACCUUUCAGCAUUAAUGGUGCCUUCACAGAUGUGCAAGUUACCCAUGCCUUGGGCACUAAUGCAUCCCCAUACCAUCACAGAUGCUGACUUUUGAACUUUGCGUCGAUAACAGCCUGGAUGGUUCACUUCCCCUUUGGUCCGGAUGACACGAUUUUGAAUAUUUCCAAAAACAAUUUGAAAUGUGGACUCGUCACACCACAGAACACUUUUCCACUUUGGAUCAGUCCAUCUUAGAGGAUCUUGGACCCAGAGAAGCUGGCGUCGUUUCUGGAUGUUGUUGAUAAAUAGCUUUUGCUUUGCAUAGUAGAGCUUUAACUUGCACCUAGAGAUGUAGCGACGCACUGUAUUAAGUGACAGUGGUUUUCUGAAGUGUUCCUGAGCCCAUGUGGUGAUAUCUUUUAGAGAUUGAUGUCGGUUUUUGAUACAUUGCCGUCUGAGGGAUCCCAGGUCACGGUCAUUCAAUGUUGGUUUCUGGCCAUGCUGCUUACUUGGAGUGAUUUCUCCAGAUUCUCUGAACAUUUUGAUGAUAUUAUGGACCAAAGGUGUUGAAAUCCCUAAAUUUCUUGCAAUUGCACUUUGAUAAAUGUUGUUCUUAAACUGUUUGACUAUUUGCUCACGCAGUUGUGGACAAAGGGGUGUACCUCGCCCAUUCUUUGUUGUGAAAGACAGAGCAUUUUUUGGAAAGCUGUUUUUAUACCCAAUCAUGGCACCCACCUGUUCCCAAUUAGCCUGCACACCUGUGGGAUGUUCCAAAUAAGUGAUGAGCAUUCCUCAACUUUAUCAGUAUUUAUUGCCACCUUUCCCAACUUCUUUGUUACGUGUUGCUGGCAUCAAAUUCUAAAGUUAAUGAUUAUUUGCAAAAAUAAAUUGUUUAUCAGUUUGAACAUCAAAUAUGUUGUCUUUGUAGCAUAUUCAACGGAAUAUGGGUUGAAAAUGAUUUGCAAAUCAUUGUAUUCAGUUUGUAUUUACAUCUAACACAAUUUCCCAAUUCUUAUGGAAACGGGGUUUGUAGUUUGAUCAUUUUUCCCGACUGAUGUACUAACAUCAUGUGGUUUAUUUUGUACCUAUAUAGCAUCAUCUGCAAAGAUACAAAGAAUUGCUAUUGUGACAUCCAGUGGACACAUUUACAACAGCAGUUUUUUUUUAAUUAAAACGUUUCCGGUUAAUUUUUAUACUUAGCAAACUUCCCACGGGCCGGAUAAAACCUGUACCCGGGCCUGAUGCGGCCCCUGGGCCGUACGUUUGACACCCCUGGCCUGACUGGAUUUUAGAUGAAACUUACCAAGUUUUGUGCAAAUACAUAUCAUGCAUUCACUAAAACGUGUAAAACCGCUUCUGGAUGACAUUCUCACAACAAAGUUGCAUUUGUCUAUGAAUAUUGUUUUUUUUUUUCUAAAGCAUUUUUUCAGUAUGCACACGCAAUCACCUGUGAUUAAUCCAAAUUCCAAAAUGUUAUUACGGAAGAAAAAAAAAUCACAGCCCCAAAAACAUUGAAAAAGUCUGUUUAACUAUAUAGUUUAUUGUCACCUGGAAUUACAUUUUCUUAGUUGAACGUAACACAUUAAGUUGACAUGAAAAGUCUCAUUUUCAUUUCAACCCUUACAAAGAUCUGACUGCGCCCAAAGAUCCUACAACAGAAUUAUACGAAAACUGAAGACAUUUACUCAGCCUGAAACCAUUUCAAUCAUACACAGUACAGGCCAAAAGUUUGGACACACCUCCUCAUUCAAUGCAUUUUCUUUGUUUUCAUGACUACUUACAUUGCAGAUUGUCACUGAAUGAAUCAAAAAUAUGAAUGAACACAUGUGGAGUUUUGUACUUAACAAAAAAAAGGUGAAAUAACUGAAAAACAUGUUUUAUAUUCUAGUUUCUUUAAAAUAGCCACCCUUUGAUUACUUUUUUUGCAAACUCUUGGCAUUCUCUCUUAACUCCACGUGUUCAUUCAUAGUUUUAAUGUCUUUAGUGACAAUCUACAACGUAAAUAUUCAUGAAAAUAAAGAAAAGGCAUGGAAAUGAGGUGUGUCCAAACCUUUGGUCUGUACUUUGUAUGUAUGUAUAUAUAUAUAUAUAUAUAUAUAUAUAUAUAUAUAUAUAUAUAUAUAUAUAUA